Molecule: messenger RNA, 1155 nt
Organism: Parnassius apollo (apollo)
Lineage: Eukaryota; Metazoa; Arthropoda; Insecta; Lepidoptera; Papilionidae
Source: the annotation of a GenBank genome assembly
AUGGAUCAAUGGAUUAGUGAAGGACUUUCAAGAAUCCUGGACUUUGAAGUUCCUGAAGAUCUAAUAAAGUAUGUUAAUUCCAUCGAGAAUGAGUCAGAUUUAAAUGAAUACAUGAAAACUCUACUAGAUUUUGAUAAUUCACAACAUAAGUCAUUUUUUGUAGAACUAUGUAAAAAAAAGUUUCCCAAUAAAGGUAAUUCUCUAACAAAACAGCAGAAGAAAAAGAUUUCGAAAAACAAACAGCAGCAUGAUUUUGUCAGUGCUGAGAUGCAACCAUCCCAAAUGUCUGAAGCAGAGGCCAAAUCAAAGAAGAAGACAAAGUAUGUCAACUUGUAUUCACAGGAGGGCAAAAAUGCUCAGGUUGUUUUGCUGAAAGGUAGACAUCAUUGCGAUUGCCAAGCAUCGAAGCACGAGCUAAUCAACAAUUGUCUGCAGUGUGGGCGUGUAGUUUGCAAACAAGAGGGCUCGGGGCCGUGCUUGUUUUGCGGGAAUCUUGUGUGUACACCGGAAGAGCAAAAAGAAAUCAAUGCAAAAACUAAGGCAAGUGCUAAGCUGAUGGAGUCUUUGAUGGAGAGAAGCAGGCCUAAAGGAUGGGAGGCUGCCAUUUCACAUAGGAACAGGUUGUUAGAGUAUGACCGUACUAGCGAACGUCGUACACGCGUGACGGACGAUGAUAGUGAUUACUUCAGUGCGGGUAGCGUGUGGCUCAGCGCCAGCGAGAGGGAGAAACUGCAGAAGUACCAGCAGUCGCUGCAUGAGAAGAAGCAUGCUUCAAGAUUAAACAAGAAGAUGACUUUUGACUUCGCUGGUCGUCAGGUGAUAGAAGACAAAACAAUAGAUCACGAGGUGGAUGAGGAGAAAGUAAGCCAGAUGACAGGUGGAAACAGAACCAACGCAAGCGGACGGUUCCUGAGUCAUGACCUGUUGUCCGACACCUCCACUGAUCGGGAUGUUGCACCCGGCGUUAACGCUCCGCUUCUGCAGUUUGAUGAAUCAGUUGAGAGACAUGGCUACUCUUCAGUGGUCAAAGGAAUAGGAAACUCGCUGCUUAGCCGUGUGCAGGAUGCAGAGCUGCAGGAGAUGAGCGACACCGGUCGCUGCCUCUCAAUGCAUCAGCCCUGGGCUUCCUUGCUUGUUGAAGGCAUCAAGAUGUAA